Molecule: messenger RNA, 3192 nt
Organism: Chroicocephalus ridibundus (black-headed gull)
Lineage: Eukaryota; Metazoa; Chordata; Aves; Charadriiformes; Laridae
Gene: ZWILCH
Product: zwilch kinetochore protein
Exons: 17
Coding region: 329-2140 (603 amino acids)
Biological process (GO): protein localization to kinetochore; mitotic spindle assembly checkpoint signaling
Cellular component (GO): RZZ complex
Source: RefSeq, a predicted model, not a curated record
CACUCGCAGAAAUUAUACAAUUUUUUUAGGGAUUCUUCUUUUUUUUUUUUUUUUUAUGUGGGGGCGCCCGGGGAGAAUAAAUAUAAAUAAAACCUACUUUUUGGGGAAAAGAAGAAUAUUAUUUUUGCUUUUCCUGGGCACCCCGCCCCGGAUGUAGUGCCGGGGGUAGGGCGAGGCGCGCGGUUCGGUUGAGGCGGGCGGCGAUGGCUGAGGAGCGGCGGCGGCGGGCGGCGGCCGGGCUGUACGGCUGCCUCCGCCGGUGGGUCCCGGCCCCGCCGCUGGGGGAGCCGGCUGGGGCUCCUCUGUUAGACCCGCGUUGGUUUUGUUUAUGCAGUUAGGCUUACUGUUUAGUGAGGAACGCAGGGGAGAAACUUUCUGUACUUUAACGUUUUGUGUUUCUUUCAGAAUAUAUGAAGAAGGAAAGGAAGGUAUCUCUGAACAUCUGUAUCUCUGCGAGACCGAUGUAGAGAUCUGUUUGAUUGGUGGUAGUUGCAAAAGUCCUAUUGAAAGAUUUUGGAAUGGAAAUGAUAUGAUAUAUAUUUUGCAGAAAGCAAGACACAAUGAAGAAAGUGACCCAGUGGAAGAAUCAAAACCAGAUGAUACUAGUUAUGCCUUGGAGCUUUCACCAAAGGAGAAUUCUGGACCAGUGGCUCUAUCUGUCAGAACAGCAAAACAGUUGAUUUCCUUAUAUGCAAUGGUACAAAAUCCAAACAUGAGCCACUUGAAGACAGGGGAACUGGUUGUGCUUCCUCCCCUCGGGAUAAGGUGUGAUGGUUCUGAUCCUGAGCAUACUUAUUGGCUUGGAGCUGAGCCUCUCAAAGCUGGAAAAAAAAUCACAGGGAUCAAUUUGUAUAUGGUUACAUGUGACGGCCCUACAGCUGAUAAAAGCUGUUUUGCAAACCUGGAAGAGCUCAUAACGGCACAUAAAACGAUGCAUCAUUCAUCUAUUGUGAUGACAAAAGGAUCUGCUCAGUAUGAACUUCUUAGAGCUGCUGCACUGGAGGACACAAUUGUAGAAUCCACAAGCAACAUAUAUGUUGAUAUGACAUGGAAUACUGUAAAUAAGAUUCUGGAGACACCCCCACUAACUUCAGCUGCCACUCUGAAUAUUACACUGGAGGCUGGGGACCCUGGAAGCCCUGUAUAUCAGCUAUACAGAGAACUGCAGUUUCUCCUUGCUUUGUCUGAAGGUUUGAAGACAGGUGUGACCCCGUGGCCUGAGCCCUUAGAGUCUGAAUCAGCUGUUGAACAGGUCCAGGAACUUCUGACUGAGUUAAAGAACAAGCUGGAUAGAUUUUGUAUAUCUGAAAAUGAGAACGGAACAGAGAAAAUCAAAUGUGACACUGCUGCAGUGGACAGUUCAAUAAAAUCAGUCUUCAGUGAGCGAGGAGACCUGGAUUUUGCUGAACAAUUAUGGUGCAAAAUGAGAAGUGUCAGUUCCUAUCAGGAGUUGGUAGAGUGUUUCACACUGGUCAUAAAAUCCCUGGAACGUGGUGAGAUACAGCCAUGGAUUCAUCAAGGGAGUAGCAGUUUGUUAGCUAAAUUGAUUCAACAGUCUUAUCAUGGAAAGACAGAGGUCGUUUCCCUCAGUGGUAUCACUCCGAUUCAAAUGGUCUUGGAGAUUGGUUUGGAUAAGAUGAAGAAGGAUUAUGUCAGUUUUUUCAUAGGCCAGGAACUUGCAACAUUAACCUACUUGGACUACUUCAUUUCCACAUCAGUAGAUCUACAAGAACAAGUUCAUCGUGUUCAAAAGCUUCACCAUAUGCUGGAAAUAAUGGUCAGCUGUACGGUCUUACUUCAGUUUAAACAUGAGAACCUCUUCCCUUUGACACAAAUUUGCAUGAAGUAUUAUAAGGAAAACCCUCUAAAUGAGAAGCACGUGUUUCAACUGCCGAUCAGACCAGCAGUGGUCAAGAAGUUCUGUCAAAAUGAUGACCCAGAAAUAUGGAAGGUGGACAUAAGUAGUGGGCACGGACAGAAGGAGGUUAGAACAACAUGGCAAGUUAGUACUAAUCCUCCGGUUGAACAUAUGACAUCAAACAAUACAGGUCUCUUUUCCGACUCCACAGUUAAUGGAAGCAGUGAAGAAAGAAUGUAUUACAUUGCAAUGGCUAAGUGCAGUCAGGUGCAUUUCACAUAAAUGCGUGUUACUCCACAGGCAGGCACUUGACAGGUACAGUGAAGGGGAAAGUUCAGUAUUAUCAGUGUCCCAACAGUAUAUUUAGAAACACUCUGUCAUUGGAAGAACAGUACAUCUUACUGAGUUAUUUGCUUUAGUAUUCUUGAAGUCUGACAUACACAGCCGUGAUUCACCUGUGCACAUCUAGUUUUUUAUAAAUGUUGUGCAAUUAUGAAUGUACAGUGUAAUUAUUUUGAAAAUAUAGUAGAUAUUUUUGUUCGUAUAUUUACAAACAUUCAAUAAAGUUCUGCACUUUGGGGUUUUCCAUUUUAUUUUUAUUCAUUAAGAAUUCAAUCAGACACAGUUCAAAGUAUGAAUUAUCUUAACCCAACAAAACAAGCAAUAUUGUCAUGUUUUCCUGGUCUCAGGUGACAUCACAUCAUCCAGAUAUAUUUGGAAAGCUGUUCAUCCAGGGCAUUGUGAACUUCUGACAGUUCAAUUUUCUUUGUCCCUGUAUUUAUAUUUUGGAGUAUUCUUGGAUAUACUUCUUUUUCCUCUUCAGAUUCAUUUUUUUCCAUCAAUACAAAGUGAAUUAUUUUAAUGGUGUUGUCUUGUAUACUUUUGCAUAAUGUUUUGAAAAAAAUGUUCAGUAUAAUUGGCUGGGCAUAAUCAUUUAAAUAUAUUGGGAUGACAGUUGCAUAUGUUCUUAUGUUGAUUAGAUAUGUAUGUAACAUUUUGGUAGUGUCAUUUUAAACAAUUACAUAGCAUAGUAUAUGAUGAUUAAAUAAUUUGAGACAGAAAUGUUUUGCAUAAAAGAAACUAUUAACUAUUGAUAAGUAAGAAUAAGGAAAACCCCAAUAUUCAUGCUUUUUACAAACUGUAAAAUUCUAUCACUUCUGGUUUCUCCUCAGUAAAUCUUAUUUCUUACCCCUCUCCUAAUAGUACAGAUUAAUAACUGUCAGUUUAAUAGCCUUUGUAGAGAAGCUAAGAACAAGGUCCUUUCUUGGAUUUAUGUACUGCUACUCUGCAUGCAGUAUAUGCACGUUCAGUCUUGAAAAUACAGUGCAAGAUAA